Messenger RNA from Diceros bicornis minor, 1301 nucleotides. It is a transcript of the gene CA6, whose product is annotated as carbonic anhydrase 6. The coding region runs from base 111 to 1022 and encodes 303 amino acids. The record is from RefSeq and is a predicted model, not a curated record. The transcript is spliced from 9 exons. Gene Ontology annotation, molecular function: zinc ion binding; carbonate dehydratase activity. NCBI's taxonomy places the organism in Eukaryota, Metazoa, Chordata, Mammalia, Perissodactyla, Rhinocerotidae.
CCCUGGAGAGGUCUCACUUCUCACCGAGAUGCACUCAGGGCCUAUCAGUUUCUGAGCUUUUAAAAGAAGAGCAUCCCCAGAAUCGGUCCUGAUUCCAGACCUUCAGCACCAUGGUGGCUCUGGGAGCACUGCUGUCCCUGCUCCUCCUCGGGGCCCAGGCCCAGCACAGGUCCGAGUGGACCUACUCAGAGGGGGCGCUGGAUGAAGCGCACUGGUCGACCGAGUACCCCACCUGCGGCGGGCAGAGACAGUCGCCCAUCGACCUGCAGAGGAAGAAGGUGCAGUACAACCCCUCCCUGACGGCUCUGACCCUGGUGGGCUACGACGACCAGGCGAGCGAGUUCCCCAUGACCAACAACGGCCACACAGUGCAGAUCAGCCUGCCCCACACCAUGUACAUGACGGCCCCUGAUGGCACCAAGUACAUAGCGGAGCAGAUGCACUUCCACUGGGGCGGCGCGUCCUCGGAGAUCAGUGGCUCUGAGCACACCAUUGACGGGAUCAGAUAUGGGACUGAGAUUCACGUUGUUCACUACAAUUCUAAAUACGAGAGCUAUGAUAUAGCCCAGAAUGAACCAGAUGGUUUGGCUGUGCUGGCAGCCCUCAUUGAGGUCAGUGAUUACGCUGAGAACACUUAUUACAGCAAGUUCAUGUCCCACUUGGAUGAGAUCAGAUAUGCAGGACAAAGCACAGUUCUGAGUGGCCUUGACGUUAAGGACAUGCUACCCAGGAACCUCCACUACUACUACAGCUACCAGGGGUCACUCACCACUCCUCCCUGUACCGAGAAUGUCCACUGGUUCGUGCUGGCAGAUCAUGUCAAGCUCUCCGAGGCACAGAUUUUGAAGCUAGAGAACUCUUUAUUGGAUCAUCAGAACAAGACCCUCAACAAUGAUUACCGCAGUACCCAGGCCCUGAAUGACAGAGUGGUGGAAACCAACUUCAUGUAUCUCUCUAAUCAGGGAGAUGUAACCAGCAGCCAUCCUGAAACUGACCAAGAGAGAAACUCAAGGGAGAUAUAACCACCAACGUCCUGAAACUGACCGAGCCUCGCCACAAGAGCUGUGCCCAUGACCUUUGCCUUACUUUUAAUAAGGCAAGAUGUCUCCAGGAGGAGCUUAGGCCUCAUUGCGUGGAAGCAUGUUCUCCAAAUGAGCCUGUGCAAGCGAAUACCUGCCUCUCCCUUUUGAAUAUUCAUUCCCCAAUCAAAUAAAAUUUCCUGCUUCCCUUUUCUCGGGACGGCAUGCCUUUGGAAAUGAUUCCUCAUGGCCUCCUACUUGCAGCAAAUACACUUUACUUUG